Molecule: messenger RNA, 1552 nt
Organism: Cuscuta campestris
Lineage: Eukaryota; Viridiplantae; Streptophyta; Magnoliopsida; Solanales; Convolvulaceae
Source: the annotation of a GenBank genome assembly
GUCCAACGGGGCCCGGCCACGGGCAUGCCGGAGAGAUUCAAGAACAAGAUUCGGGAGCUAGCGGGGCCAAACGCUAUAAUUGGAGAGGAGAAGCUUCUGAUAGAAAAGGCGCUGACGGAAAGCGACACAAUGUUACUACAGGGGAGGCUGACGAUGCGGGAGAGGAGCAUGCAUAUGGCAGAGAGUGAGUUUCUGAGGGAGGAGGAGAAGCGGUUGGUGCGGCUGAAGGUGGGGAAGAGAUUGGUGGGGAUCGACGCGACGCUGAUCGACCCGUUGCUGGGGAGGUGGGGGGUGAAGCUGAAGAGGUGGGAUAUGGGGAAAGGGGUGGGGAAGAAGAGCAGCGUGUCCUACUCCAUCAACGAGGGUUGGAUCGAGGUACUGAAGGCACUUCAUUGGGAAGAUGGGAAUGGGGAUGGGAUCGUGGUUCAAGUGUGGAGCAUUCGCGUCAAUGGAAGCCUUUGGGUUGCAGUCCGCCUCCGAACCUCAGCAAUGGCGCCAUGUCUCUUCUCCUGCUUCGGGAAGCGCUCCUCCUCGCAGGCGGCCAAUCGCGACGACGCCAAAGGGCACGGCGCGGCGGCGGCGGAGGGGGCGAUCGAGGGACCGGUGGUGGUGGAGCUCUUCUCGUCGCAGGGCUGCGCCACCUCGCACGAGGCGGAGCUCCUAUUCUCGCGAUUAGGCAGGGGAGACUUCCGCCGGGAUGUGCCGGCGCCGCUGGUGUUGCUGGCUUUCCAUGUGGACUAUUGGGAUCAUAUGGGCUGGAAGGACCCGUUCGGGUCGAGCCAGUGGACCGUCAGGCAAAAGGCCUAUGUUGAGGCCUUCCAAUUGGACUCCAUCUUCACGCCCCAUAUCGUGGUCCAGGGCCAGGCCCAAUGUAUUGCCAAUGAUCAGGAGGCCGUUUUUGCCUCCAUUAAUUCCGUUCCCAGAUACCCUGCUCUAUCCUUCCGGGCAACUUUCAUGAGACCAAGACCAGAGUCACUGCAAGUGUCUCUAACAGGAACUCUAAAGAACAUGGAGGACAACAAUGGUGCCAACAUCAUGGUUGUUCUGUUCGAGUCUGGGUUGGUGACCCAAUGUGAAGCAGGACAGAACAAAGACACAGUCCUGGCAAACGACUAUGUGGUCAGGAGGCUCGAGAGGCUCUGCGAAGUUAAGGAUGUCUCCGGGAAGAAGAGUCUGAGCGGAACGGUCAAUUUCUUGCUCUGGGAUGGGUGCAAUAGUAGCAAAUGUGGCAUAGCCAUCUUCGUCGAAAAUGGGUCUCGUCAAAUUUUGGGUUCCCAGAAACUCCAAUUGCCAGAUAAUUUGUGAUUUGUUCAGGAGAGUGUGAACUUGUUGUGAUGUCUGGAGAAUACUUUGUAGUUAACGAAGGAACAGAUCAAAUUAUAUGUGUGGUUAUUGUCCGUAAUGUGCUUCUUACUUAGGCUCCGUUUGUUUCCUUGAAAAUAUGACUGGAAAAACAACUCCCUGGAAACAUUUUCUUGUAUUUGGCCCCUGAAAAUGUUUUCCCACAACUUUUUUGAACUUUAUGUGGAAAAUGACUCUGUUUAGUGGGAUA